Messenger RNA from Colletotrichum chrysophilum, 3438 nucleotides. RefSeq lists its product as uncharacterized. Gene Ontology annotation, biological process: regulation of DNA-templated transcription. Lineage: Eukaryota; Fungi; Ascomycota; Sordariomycetes; Glomerellales; Glomerellaceae. Gene Ontology annotation, molecular function: zinc ion binding; DNA-binding transcription factor activity, RNA polymerase II-specific. Bases 1 to 3438 code for a protein of 1145 amino acids. The transcript is spliced from 2 exons. The record is from RefSeq and is a predicted model, not a curated record.
AUGCCUAUCCGGAUCCGUAUCAAGCACAGCCUGCGAACCCCGCCGGCGGAUCCAGGCCAGCAGGCUUAUGUCGAACCGGGAGCUACGCUCAACCCGGGUGCUGGGAGCGACUUUGGCAACCUGCAACAGGUCCUGCAAGAUGCGAACACGAACUACCCCCUCGCUGGCCUGGAUACGUUUCAUCCUGGGAUGUAUCAGCAACAGGUUCAACAGCAGCAGCAGCAGCAGCAACAAAUCCAAGGACAACAGAUCCAAGGGCAGCAGAUACAGGGGCAACAGCAACAUAACCAACAACUCAACAACCCAGCACAGCAGCAACAGCAACAGCAACAGCAACAACAAUCGCAACAAGGACAACAAUACAACAAAUCAUGUAGAAACUGCCUACGCCUCAAGAAAAGCUGCAGCGGCAGCAUUCCCUGCACAAGAUGCUUCAAACUCAAGAGAAACUGCAUCUUCGACCCAAAAUACUCCAAAUUCCAGCGCAAACGCAUGCUGGAGGACAUCGCCAACGGCCAAGACCCCCAAGACGACGACGACGACGAAACAGAAGACGAAGACGGCCCUCCAGCCCCCAAGCGCGCAAGAAAACAGAUGGGUCCAGACGCAAACGCCGUCUUCGUCCAGGCCCUCCAGCGCAUCCGCCCGCAGCUCUCAAACCCGGACAACGGCUACUGCGACCACUGCCUCGCGGGCAACAACGAGGGCCGCGACUGCGACGCCAACCACGCCGAGCAGAUGGAGUGCUCGCAGUGCACGCGCUUCCGCAACCUCGGCGACCCGAACCACGUGUGCCGCGUGCGCGGCGGCGAGUACUGGCAGCGCCGCUUCGAGAACUCGCGCCCGACGUACCCGACAAACCUGCCCGAGGCGAGCAGCUGCGUCGGCUGCAAGGAGCGCCGCAACGCGGGCUUCACCAAGCCGACGUACUGUGACAUCGACCCCGCCGUUAAGAUCGGGUGCACGCAGUGCCGGAACGAGGGCCGCCUGUGCGAGGUGUACAACGAGCGCCGCGCGGACGGCGACGCGAACGCGCCGCCGGUGCAGCCGUGGGAGCAGAUGUGGAACCGCCCGAUGCCGUAUGACGGGGAGCUGGUCGCCGGGCGGAGGCCGUGGUGGCGGCAUACCUGCGGGGAGUGCGUGGCCGAGCUGUCGAAGAAGAGGAGCUGGACGCCGUGCUCGUGGACGAACGAUGUGCGGCUGGGCGAGUAUAAGUGCCUGACGUGCGUGGAGAAGAACCGGCCGUGUCUCGACCCGUGGACGAGGCGCGAGUAUACCAAUCCGUACCAGUGGCCCGGCCCGGGCAACGAUUUACUCUUGGCCACCGGGGGGACCGUCCGCCGCAUCGGGGAUAAGAGAUGCACCAAUUGCAAAGUCACCCAGUACACCUGCGGUGGGAUGGAAGGCCAGCCGGACCUGGCGUGCACAAAGUGUACGUCGUGGGGCCUCACCUGCAUCGUCGAGCGGGACGGCAAGGAGGUCACCCUGCCGCACCCCGACCGCAAGGCCAUCGGCUGGCGGCGGACCACGACCGACAAAGGGCACGUCUUCCACGCCUGCACGGAGUGCCGCCACUUCAACCGGAACUGCGACCGCAAGAGGCCCUGCGACAGCUGCGUCAGCGCCGGGUCAAACUGCGACUUUCUCGCGCCCGGCACCAGCGGCGGCCGCGUGCCCCGCGACGCGGUGAUGGGCGGCGACUCGGCGGAUUACUACAUGGCGCUCGGGUACGGGCCGCAGGGGGUGCACUCGGCCCGAUGGGGCACGCGGCCGGAUGCGCUUGUGGGGCCGAACCGGCCGAGCUGGAUUGUGCAGGAACCGCCGCCGGGGCCGCCUCCCCGGCGACAGGAGGCGAUGUAUCCGGGAAUGGGGGUGAUCUCGCUACAGCCUACCCCGGCGCCAGUACCGGCACCGGUGGCCGCGCCACCAAGGCAGUUUGGGGAGGAGGCGGCUCCGGUGAGAAGAAAUCCGAUGCGGUCGGCCAAGAACAAGCCCCCGGCUGCGCAACCGCAAAAGCCGCCGAAGAAGGUACGCACCAAAGCCCCAAAGAAAGCGCAGCCUCAAGCUGCCUCGCCUGAGGCGGCGAGUUCCUUCCUCGAGGGGGAUACGACGCUGGUCAACACGCCGGAGCCAGGCAACAACAAGUUCUUUGGCGAUAACAACGCCGCGUUCGAGGCCAUCAAUAACGGCGAACUAUUCGAAGACUGGCUCGGAGACCACGCCGAUCAAAUCUCCCUCGCCUUCAAGUCUCCGUCGCAGCCUCAGGUCAUGCCCCCCUUCGAAGGGCCCCCGCAGAACCUGGAGCAGAUCAAGCAGAUCGUCGGACAAGAUCUGGUCAUGACCGACGCGGACGCCGCGGCGGUCGCCGACGCCGUGAUUGACCCCGAGCUGCAGAAUAUAAGCAGCCAAGCCGUCGCGGACGACAAAUACCAGGGCAUCAUCAGACAACACGUCUAUCAAGCAAUGACCACCUUCAUGCAAGACAACCGCUUCAUGCCCGUCGAGCUCAGGAACAUAAAGCCGCCCGAGUACACGACGGACCUCCCCGCCACCGCGCUCGUUCCGCCCCCGGCGCGGAUUCUCCUGCAACUCGAAGACGCACCCGCCAGCGCCGAGGAAGCCAACCGCAUCCCCCACGCCCGCCGGCCCAAGAACGAGUGGGACAACCACGUCUUCAACAACCUCCUGCAGUGGAAGCGGCCCGUCUGGAACGCGCUCGCCUCCAUUCCCGACGCGGCCAAGCAGCUCGUCACCGUGGACACCCGCAACCGCACCUGCGAGGAGUUCAACAUGCAGCCGGUCACGGGCAACGUCUGCGGCGCCGCCGUGGCCAACAAUGCCGCCUGCGAGAGCCUCGAGCACAUGCCCGCGCGCCCGGCGCCGUACAUGGUCUGCGACGGGUGCGACCUCAAGACCCGGCGCAGCCUGUUCAUGGGCACGCAGCCGCUCAACCGGGCCGAGUUCCUGCGGAUGCGCGCGUACGCAUGCCGCGAGUGUUCGGACCGCGAGAAGCAGACGGCGGACUUUGGCGUGAUCGGCAAGCCGGAGCACCCGGUCACGGGGUGCAUGUGCGCCGAGAAGCUGAUCGGCCGGCGCGUGUGCAUGCACCACCGGUUCCGCAUGGCGCGCGAGAUGAUGGUGCACACCAUGUUCACGUCCGAGUGGGCGCUGACCAACUUCGGGCCCGACGCGUGCUUAUUCUGCAAGCGCGGGGACGACGGGCACAAGGCCGCCAAGACGGUCGACGACUUUAUGAACCAGAGCCUGGUGUAUCUGUGCCUCAACUGCCAGGGUGUCGUCGUCGAGCCGUGGACCUCCGAGUUGAGGGAUGGGAUUGAGACCAUGCUUGGGAACAUCGAGCCGAUGACGAUGGCCAAGCAGGUUUGGAGGCCUGAGGGCGUGGACGUGGCACUGUUAACACAAGCCAUGAUCGGGUAG